AUGUCAGAAGUUAACCUUCAGAUUCUUCAAGACUAUAGUGAUGAAGAAGCAUUUCUCCAGGAGCUCCAAAAUGCCCAAGAUUUUCUUCAACCGAACCAAGCAAAGCCAUUCUUCAAGAUCGUUUUACAACAUUUUGAAGAAAUGGUUCCUUUAGAAAUCGGACAGAAAAUACUAUCAACAUUGGCUCAUGUGCUAUGCGUUAAAAAGAAUAUGAGCUAUUUCGCUGCUGGUGAUUUUGCGUUAUUACUUCCAUUCCGUCAAAAGAAUCUUACUAAUGAUGUUUUAGACGUCUUAUACACUGUAAUUACACGUUGCCCAGAAGCUGUCACAGAAGAUCUUGCUAAUCUCUUUGCAAAACUUAUUAUUCGCAAUCCAAAGAAAACGUUAGUUUUAAUUUCUGUUUAUACUCAAUUCUUUGACGAACUUGAGAAUCCUUACCCUCUCAUUGAUAUGCUUUUCAAUGGAGAACAGUAUUUCCUUAAAGAAGCAACAGCUUUAGAUUAUCUUAACUUAUUAAUGUAUCUCACACGCGAAUUUCCAUCAUUCCGUGAUGGCAGAUCAAACGAAGUCUACCAAAUUGCUUUGAAAGGCCUUAAAUCAGAAAAUGAAGAAGUUGUUGAAAUUUCAUUCAACUGCCUUGCCACAGUAGCUGCAUAUCUUGAAGAUAUUAAAAUACCUACAAAGGAAAUUCGCCAAUACAUCUCUAACAAGGCUGUCAGAAUGAGUGUUUUGAAUUAUCUUGCAGUUUGCCCACCAUUUGAAGAAUCUAAUCCUAAAUUUAUCAAGUCAAUACUUAAAAUAGCCCAGGAUGAAGUCCUUGCUACAUUAGUUCUCAUGAAACUCUGUUCCCAAUCUGUCGAAGUUGGAUCUAUUCUUACUGAAGAUUCCAGAUGGAUGAAUGCUGAUCUCCCAACACCAGAAGACACAUUCAGACUAUUCCUUGUCGUUUUCGGACACAAGGAAUUAAGAAAUAAAUUAUCUCGCACACCAGAGUUCGUUCCGUUCCUCCAAUCCCUCGUGGACCUUCACAAUGUUCCAAUGCUCAAUGCAAUCUGCACUAUUUUGAGACGUGUUAAGGUCACAAGAGAUCUUAUUAAGAGAAUGUCUGAUGCAAGGCUUAUUUCUUCAUACCUCGAGACUUCUGAUGAAAUUGGCACGGUGGAGGCGAGGUACGAAUCAAUUCUUUUCUGCGAUACAAUGUCAAAAAUCGCUUAUACAAAAGAAUUCGUUCCAAUGUGCGAAGCACUCGUUGAAACUGUCGAAAACGAAGAUGAAAACUUCGGCUACGCUGUUGCUUUGGCUACAGAUUUCUGCGAACACGAGAGAUGCCUUAACAAACUUAAGAAAUGCGGUAUGGUCAACGUUUUGAAGAAUUCGCAGUACGCUUCAAAGAAGAGAGUCAAAGAACUCAUUCAACUGCUUACCCAGUAA
This is a messenger RNA of Trichomonas vaginalis G3, 1431 nucleotides long. RefSeq names its product protein kinase protein. The transcript has a single exon. Lineage: Eukaryota; Parabasalia; Trichomonadida; Trichomonadidae. Bases 1 to 1431 code for a protein of 476 amino acids. The record is from RefSeq and is a predicted model, not a curated record.